GUUCGUAGCAAGACGCGGUCUCACUGGUGCACAUUGUUUUCCGUCGCGUGUGAAAAUUGCUGAGUGUAUAAAAACUGUGCAUACUUAGAGAAAACUUCUGCAUUUGGUUGAAAGGGAUUAUUACAUCAGUUUUUGUAUGCUUCCUUCAUUCCUGAUGCCAUAGUAUUACUAGCUUUGUCAACUUAUACAGCAACUCAAACAACCCAUGUGUAUGGAAAGAACAAAAUAUGCACUACCAAUCUGUCCAACGAAGCACGCGAAUGGGAAAUCAGAACGGAAAACUGUUAAAAAUUGAAGUGAAAGAGUCAAAAUCACAGCUUAUGAAAUAGUGUUGUUAAUAAGAAAGCGACAGCAAAUUGAAUCCACAGCUGCUUAGAGACUAUUACCAUCCUUUAGGCAACGGACCGAUUACGAGCAAACAUUUCGAGAUCAAUAUUCCAUUAUUGGUUGUGUUGGCAUGUUAAGUGUGUUCGAUGCCGGUGCGGUUAAGUGUCGUCUAUGGCCGAAUCCGUUAAAAGUCAAUCGCUCUCUGCAUUGACGGAGGGGCAGCACGACGACGGUGGUUCAACAGCAACAUCAGCGACAUUGGCUAAUAAAACCAGUGGGACCAACACGACAAGUGCAUCCAAUCACUCGUCCCAGAGGCGACGCAACAACAACACAAACAGCAACAGAAACAAGAGUCACCACAAAAACGAGAAACGCAACGCACCGGCUACAUCAGGCCCCGCUGUAAGCUCCUCCGUCGACGUUGUACCCGCCACCUCGACUGCAUCUGCAACCUCUACCCGUCGGUCUCGCAGUCAAGGUCGCCACUCCUCCGCCGCAGCCCUCAGCAGCAAGGAGUCACAAAUCCCCAAGCGCUCCGUGGGAGCCAUCCGCUCCCCAUCUUCACCAGCAUUCAACUCCAUACCGGUCGUCAGUGAUCAAUCGCUAUCGCCCGGCAGUCGUAAGCGCCAGCUUAACCAGCACAACAACAGUAACAACAAAGCCAGCAGUAGCCACCAAUCGGCGCCCGGGGGAGAUCAGCUGGUUUGCGCGCCCCUUAAAAAACGCCGCUUGCAGCAGUCUUUGGGAUCCGGUAUCUGCGAGGGAGCGGUAGAAAUCAACUUAGGUGCAGCAAGCUUUGACCACACUCCUCGUCAGGCAUCCGGAGACUGUGUUGCACAGCGCACUCGAUCUAAGACCAUUUCGCCGGAGGAGUUGCCAAGCACAAGCAGCGCUGCGGCAGCACGCCAUCACCAGAUUCGCCCCAGUGCCAGCUCUACCAGCUUCUCGAGCAGCCAUCGAAACAAACGAAAGGCCAGUAUUGGAGGAUCAAUAGCUGCGGUCGAGACCACUCCGCAUAGAGGAACAGCAGCUGCUCGCGCCGGACGCAGCGGUAACCUGCUAAACUAUUACAGAAAAACGCGUAAGGUUAGCCACACACGCUCCUCCCAAAAGUCGGAAAAGCAGUCUAUACCAGCGGAGGACACUACGGCCAACCGAAACGGAUCAGCCGGAUCCGGAUCCAGUAGCAAGUCUGGUGUGAUACCCAAGAACAGGAAGAGCCUGCGUCAUUCGCAGCAGAACCUGCUGGACACAGAGGCGGCAGAAGUAGAGAGUGCUGCUGCUGAAACUGGAGGUGAACAGCAGUCGGAGCACGGAAAUCUGGACGUGAUCGACCAACUGCCGACCCCUGAAGCUGGUCCUAAUCAAUCAGAGGCAUCAGGAAUCCACAACCAGAGUCAAUUGGAGGCGGAUCGCCAGCCCGUGGUGCAGGACGAAGACGACGAGGAGGACGACGAGGAAGAGGAAGAAGAGGAGGAAGAGGAGGUGGGCUUCUACGGGAUUGUAAACUCUGCUGGCUCGUCAUACGAGGAAGACACACAAAUAGUUGCCGAGGAGGACGAGAUCACAACGGAGGAGGAAGUUGACGACGAGGACGACGACGAAAUCGAGGAAGAAGACCUCUCGGAGAGCGAAUUCGCGCAGCAACUGAUUGGUGAACUUGGUGGAGCAGGACCACCGCCAGCACUCUUUCAGCAGCAGGCACCGCCGCAGCUAACCCGCUACACGCCAGCAACAGCUACAACAGCGGCUACGUUUGUGCCUCCGCAGCAGCAACAGGUUGUCUACAACCCACAACAGCAGCAGCACUCAUCACUGCGACGCAGUUCACGUGGCAAGACGGGUUCUUGUGUGAGUUCGGCAGCGGCAGCACAGCAGCAGCAGCACCAUCAGCAGCAGCAACAUAGCUCCGCUGCUGCUGCUGUACAGCAGCAAUUGCUGCCACCGCCUGGUACCUAUCAAUACCAACAGGUGGGCGGCAAUACCGUUGUAGUUGCCGUGCGUCAUCAGCAACAGUUGCAACAGCAGCAGCAGCAACAGCAGCAACUGGCUUUACAUCAUCAGCAUCAGCAGCAGCAGCAUCAGCAACAGCAGCAGCAGCAUCAGCAGCAGCAGCAUCAGCAACAGCAGCGUGCCACUCUCGUGCAGCCAGGAUUCUUGUUCAGCUAUCGCAGCAAUCAACCCCAGCAGCAACAGCAACCAGCGCAGCAAAUACAUCAGGGCCCCAAAGUGACGCAUAGCAGUGCUUCGGAUGCUUUAACAUAUAGUUUGAUGGCACAACAACCGCCAAGUGGACCGCCGCAUGCAGGUGGACAGCAAAUAACGCCAGGUGCAAACUCUGCAAAUCUAAGCAUUGUAGCGGCCGCUUUGAGCGCCGCUCGUGACGUCGGGGGAGGAUCCGACGGAGGAGGAUCAGCGGGAGGCGCAACGCCAGCUACUGGAGCAUCGGCUUCAUCCGUAGGAAACACCAGCGCCGUGGGCGCGUCGAGCAGCAGCAACAGCAGUGCCGGCCAAGCAGCCAGCAGCAACAGCAACAAUGUGACUGCAACAGGAUCGGGGUCGGCUCCUGGCGGAGGACCCACGAGUACCGGGACGACCAGUGGCACUCAGCAUGGUAGUGGAUCGGGGGCAGCUGCAGCCGUUGAUUCGGAAAGCGAUGACAGUGAGGUCGGUCGACUACAGGCUUUGCUCGAAGCCCGAGGACUGCCGCCCCAUUUAUUCGGUGCCCUUGGCCCAAGGGUGACACAUAUUCUCCACCGAACCAUUGGUAACAGCAGCAGUUCCAAGGCCAAUCAACUUCUGCAAGGAUUACAAUCCCACGACGAAUCCCAGCAGCUGCAGGCUGCCAUUGAAAUGUGCCAGAUGCUCGUGAUGGGCAAUGAGGACACCCUAGCCGGUUUUCCAAUCAAGCAAGUGGUACCUGCUCUAAUACAACUCCUUCGUAUGGAGCACAACUUUGAUAUAAUGAACAAUGCAUGUAGGGCAUUGGCAUACAUGCUAGAAGCUUUGCCCCGCUCGUCAGGCACCGUGGUGGAGGCGGUUCCAGUCUUUCUAGAGAAACUUCAGGUCAUCCAAUGCAUGGAUGUGGCUGAGCAAAGUUUAUCGGCCUUGGAGAUUCUGUCACGGCGUCACAACAAGGCCAUCCUGCAGGCAAACGGAAUUUCGGCCUGCCUCACCUAUUUGGACUUCUUUUCGAUUGUGGCUCAGCGGGCAGCAUUGGCGAUUGCGGCUAAUUGCUGCCUAAACAUGCAUCCGGAGGAAUUCCACUUUGUGGCGGAAAGCUUGCCUCUACUAGCUCGCUUGCUCUCCCAGCAAGAUAAAAAAUGCAUUGAAAGCGUUUGUUCUGCAUUCUGUCGUCUAGUAGAGAGUUUCCAGCACGACGGUCAGCGCUUGCAGCAAAUCGCUAGUCCGGACCUGUUGAAGAACUGCCAGCAAUUACUGCUGGUAACACCAGCCAUCCUGAAUACAGGAACCUUCACAGCCGUCGUUCGGAUGCUAAGUCUAAUGUGUUGCAGCUGUCCAGACUUGGCAAUUUCUUUACUAAGGAACGAUAUAGCGGCCACCCUGCUUUAUUUGCUCACCGGAAAUGCAGAGCCGGCUGCUGCCAGUGCUACCCACGUGGAGCUGAUCUCACGCUCGCCUUCAGAGCUGUACGAACUUACCUGCCUCAUUGGGGAGUUAAUGCCGCGCCUACCUUUGGAUGGAAUCUUUGCUGUGGACUCACUGCUGGACAGACCAACGCUUAAUACCCAGGACCAGGUGCAUUGGCAGUGGCGCGAUGAUCGCGGCUCCUGGCACAACUAUUCUACAAUUGAUUCGCGCCUGAUCGAGGCCGCCAACCAGAGCAGCGAGGACGAGAUAAGCCUAAGCACCUUUGGACGCACCUACACUGUCGAUUUUCAUGCCAUGCAGCAGAUAAAUGAGGACACGGGCACUACACGACCCGUUCAACGUCGUCUUAACCAUAACUAUGUGGCUCCCAUGUCUGCGGGCCAGGACUUGACUACAACAUCGGCUGGAUCGGCGGCCGCGGGAGGAGCUUCCACGUCCGCUGCAGCAGCGGCAGCGUCCUCCAACAACAAUAACAAUAAUAAUAAUAAUCCACCAGGCAAUAGUGUCAACCUCAAUCAAGUAAAGCGCCGUCCAUCUCUGGAUGCUAGAAUCGCAUGCCUUAAGGAGGAGCGGGGUCUGGCUGCGGACUUUAUAAAACACAUCUUUAACGUACUGUACGAAGUAUACAGCUCUUCUGCCGGACCAAAUGUGCGUUACAAAUGCCUGCGCGCCCUUCUGCGGAUGGUGUACUAUGCCACGCCGGAGUUGUUGCGUCAGGUGCUGAAGUAUCAGCUCGUCUCUAGCCACAUUGCUGGCAUGCUAGGAAGCAAUGAUUUGCGCAUCGUUGUGGGAGCUCUUCAAAUGGCUGAGAUCUUAAUGCGCCAACUUCCCGAUGUCUUUGGCACGCACUUUCGUCGUGAGGGAGUGAUCUACCAGUUUACUCAGCUCACUGAUCCAAAUAAUCCGAUAUGCGCGAAUCCCUCGCCGAAACCGCUUAGCGCAACAGCAACGCCCACCGCAAAUGCAGGCGGAUCACAAUCGGCUCCUGCCUCCGCCAACAGCCUGCAAGUAAAUCCAUUUUUCAUGGAUAGUGCUCCGGGUUUGUCGAGUGCUUCCACGACUCCCAGCAGUAGCAAGCAUCAAUCGUACAGUGUGAAGAGCUUCUCACAUGCCAUGAACGCCCUAACAGCCAGCGCCAAAGGAACUCCUUCUGGAGCGUUGGACGCCACAAGCUCAUCUACCACAGCUGGUGGUUAUAAUUACAGCAGCUCGGCACCGUCUUCUUCCUCCGGAGCACCCGCUGCCUACUUUGUGACCCAACAGGGAGAUCCACGCCAGUACGUCCACUUUCAGCAGCCGGCCGUUCCAGCACCACCACCGCAGCAGGAACUGUUACCAUCAGGAGUUCAGCAACAAGGGCAGCAGGUGCCUCAGGUGAUCUACCAGCCACAUCAUCAACAGCCUGCACACUUAGUGCUGGCCUCCACCAGCAGUGGCGCUGCCUCGUCGUCUUCGUCUUCGUCCUCUUCGUCCUCGGCCUCUGCACUGCAGCACAAGAUGACAGACAUGCUAAAGCGAAAAGCGCCUCCGAAGCGUAAAUCGCAAAGCGGUGGCAGGGCAAAAUCUAGACAAGAAGAUGCAGCAGUCGCACCAGCGGGAUCUGGACCAGGGGGAGCGCCUCCUUCUUCAUCCGGCUCAGCUAUGCAUGAACUUCUUAGCCGUGCUACAAGUCUUGGUAGCGGGAACGGUGGCAGGAGUACGCCAAAUUCGGGAGGUGGCUCUGGAAGCUCCAAGUCCCGGUUUAACGCCGGAAACUCGUCCAAUGCCGGAUCGAGCAAAUCUUCGUUCUUGGCAUCGCUUAAUCCAGCUCGCUGGGGCCGUCAAACUCAUCAAAAUCAUCACCAUCACCACCAGCAGUCCCAGCAGCAGCAUCAUGGUCUUUCUAAAGAUUCCGGCAACUCGAACUCAACAGGUUCCGGCUCCGGAGCUGGUUUAGCAUACACGGUGAGCCAACAUGGCGCUGGUAGUGGAGCCGGAGGACUGAACGCUGCAGCCGUUGCGGCGAGUAUAAGUAAGAGCAUUUCCCACGCCAAUCUCCUAGCGGCGGCCAACAGAGAGAGGGCGCGUCAGUGGGUCCGCGAACAGGCUGUGGAUUUUGUAAAGCGUUACACUGAGCAGGAGGCCAAAAGGAGCAAGGCGGCAUCCGAGAGUGGUGCCACUCAGAGCGGGAGUAGUGGAGUGGGAUUAUCGUCGACGGGCAAUACUCCAUUGUCCACAGCGGGCAGUACCAAUGUCCUAGAGCGUUUGUCCAGCAUUCUGUUUAAGCUUAACGGGAGCUACCACGACUGUUUAGAUGCUCUCCUCGAGCUAAAGACCAUUCUUUUGGAGAGUGACAUCUCUCCCUUUGAGGUAAAUCAUUCGGGCCUGAUCAAAGCCAUGCUCAACUAUAUGACUAGCGAGACUGGACUGGUUGAGCGCGAUGCACGUCUGCGCAGCUUUAUGCACGUAUUCGCUGGCCUUCCAUUAGAGCCUCUGCUGCAAAACGUCGGCCAGAUGCCAACUAUCGAGCCGAUAGCCUUCGGAGCCUUUGUGGCCAAGCUAAAUGGUUGUGUCACGCAACUAGAACAGUUUCCUGUUAAGGUACACGACUUUCCUGCCGGUCCUGGUGGAAGGUCCAAUCAGAGUGCUCUGCGUUUCUUCAACACCCAUCAGCUUAAGUGCAACCUGCAACGCCAUCCGCAGUGCAAUAACCUACGUCAGUGGAAGGGCGGAACUGUAAAGAUCGACCCCUUGGCCAUGGUCCAGGCCAUCGAGCGUUACCUGGUGGUGCGCGGCUAUGGUGGCAUUCGUGCAGACUCCGACGACGACAGUGAAGAGGAUAUGGAUGACAAUGUGGCGGCAGUGGUGUUGUCCCAGGCGAGCUUUAGACACAAGUUGCAGUUUACGAUUGGGGAUCACGUGCUGCCCUAUAACAUGACGGUUUAUCAGGCGGUCAAGCAGUUCUCGCCACUGGUCAGUGAACAACCUGAGACGGACAACGAGUCGGAGACUCUUUUAGGAAACGCUAGUAUAUGGGUGCAGCAGCAUACUAUUCACUAUCGUCCUGUAGAGGAGGAAGUGACUUCGGGAGCGGCUGCGGGAGCAGCAUCCAGCAGCAGUUCGUGUAGCAGUGGCGUGCAAAAACAGCAGAGCUCUUCAAGCUCCGCAUCCAGCUGUGUAAACGCUACCUCUUCGUGCUCCUCAUCUUCUGGAGUGGCAAGCGGUGGCGGGUCGUUAACAAAGAAGGCUCACAAAUCUAGCAGCAAGUUCAUGCGCAAGAAGACUGAGCUAUGGCACGAAGGAAUAGCUCCUGUAGUGAUUUCAGCUCUAAAGCCUUUCCUUAGCAGCUCUCUUCCAGCUGAUGUUGUGACCGUACAAGACGCCUCAUUGGAUGCACUGUGUAUGCUGCGAGUUAUUCAUGCUCUAAAUCGUCACUGGGACCAUCUCUACGGUUGUGUGGUGCGCCAAAACAUUAUUCCCCAGUCAGACUUUAUACAUCCUAAGAUUAUGGCCAAGGCGAAUCGUCAGCUGCAGGAUCCGCUUGUCAUCAUGACAGGCAAUCUACCACAGUGGCUUCCCCAGAUAGGCAUGGCCUGUCCCUUCCUCUUCCCAUUCGAGACUCGUCACCUGCUUUUCUACGCAACCAGCUUUGAUCGGGAUCGCGCUUUGCAGCGUCUGUUGGACACUACCCCCGAUCUUAAUGCAGCGGAGUCUUCAGAGCGCGUGGCUCCUCGCCUUGAUCGCCGCAAGCGAGCGAUUUCCCGGACAGAGAUACUCAAACAGGCAGAGCACAUCCUACAGGACUUUGGGCACUCGAAGGCACUGCUGGAAAUUCAGUACGAGAAUGAGGUCGGAACGGGUCUGGGACCUACAUUGGAAUUCUACGCUUUGGUUUCUGCUGAGCUGCAGCGUACCGACCUUGGCCUAUGGAAUGGCAGUGAUAGCUACAAACAGAACUCUGUGACCAUUGUAGACGUAGUCAAGGCCAACAGCGCUGUGCUGCACAUCGAGGAUGCUCUUGAGGCAACCACCACGGACCAGAACACUCCAGCAGUAGCAGGAGCGUCGCUUGUGAGCAGCAGCACCACCACUACAACAACAACCGCACAACAACACCAGCAUCCGCCCACACGCUCUAGCAGUCGUUCGCACGUCUUGCGUAGCGGAGCUGGCCAACAGCCGGUGGAGCACAGCUCCUCUAGCGCCGGCGCCAAUGAGAAUGCUUUAAAUAUGGUUAUAGCACAGCAAUUUAGUGAUACAAACUCUGCUAACCCAGCAGCGAUUGAUAAUCCCAGCAGCACCACUACCGCAACAACGGUUGUACAGCAUAAUACCACUACGAAUAACUCAAGCAUUAUCACGACUACAACCACGACGAGUUAUGUGCAUGCGGUGCAUGGCCUGUUCCCUUUGCCUCUGGGUAAAUCUUCGAAGCUUCCGCAGAUGACUAAGGCCAAGGCCAAAUUCAAAUUCUUGGGAAAGUUCAUGGCAAAGGCGGUGAUGGACAGUCGCAUGUUGGAUUUGCCAUUUUCUUUGCCAUUCUAUCGCUGGUUAGUCAGCGAAGAGCAUUCAAUCGGCCUGGCCGAUCUGAUGCGUGUGGCCCCGGAGGUCCAAAACACUCUAGUGCGACUCCAAGACUUGGUUCGCCAGCGGGAGUACAUUCUAUCCGAUCCAAACAUCGAUGCCAUGGAAAAGACUGAAAAGAUUGAACAGCUAGACUUGGAUGGCUGUCCCAUUGCUGACCUAGGCUUGGACUUUGUAUUGCCCGGACAUGCCAAUAUAGAGUUGUGUCGGGGCGGUCGCGAUACACCUGUCACUGUGCACAACCUUCACCAGUACAUCUCCCUGGUCACAUACUGGUUCCUUAUCGAGGGUGUCCAGAAACAGUUUGAGGCUUUGCGUGAAGGUUUUGAUUCCGUUUUUCCAAUCCAACGGUUGCGAAUGUUCUAUCCAGAGGAGUUGGAGUGCGUUUUCUGUGGAUCGGGCAGCGAGCAGCAGCAUUCGCGAUGGGAAAUCAAGAUGCUGCAGGAGAGCUGCCGCACUGAUCAUGGAUUCCACCAGGACUCGCAAGCUAUCCAAUAUCUGUAUGAGAUCCUGGCCUCUUACAACCGCGACGAACAGCGCGCCUUCUUACAGUUUGUGACUGGAUCACCACGCCUUCCGACUGGAGGAUUCAAGGCCCUUACGCCACCACUGACUAUUGUACGCAAGACGUUGGAUGAGAACCAAAACCCUAACGAUUACUUACCAUCUGUGAUGACCUGUGUCAACUAUCUAAAGUUGCCCGACUACUCUAGUCGCGAGGUGAUGAGGCAGAAGCUGAAAGUGGCUGCUAACGAAGGCAGCAUGUCUUUCCACCUCUCAUAAGCAAGCAACAAACCAAAACCCAACCGAACCCCGCUUUCCACAAACAACCAGAUUUACAGCAACACAAAUCGGAAACUACAAAAAUACUACAUGGAAUAUAUUAAGGAGGGUAUAUUCCGGAUGGAUUAAUUGGAUGGGGGUCCUAUUUGCAUUUUUUCUUUCGAUCGUUAGUUUCGCCGCGCGCGUUUUCCCAAGCUCCUUAAAUUUUUCAUUUUGGCAAGCGCGUGUCAUACUAAAUUUCAAUAUAAAUAUAUAAGUAUAAUAUAUUUUUUAUUACCAAGUUUUGCAAAAAAGUUAAACGGAAACACGGAUAACAUCGAGAAAGAAAAUAAUGAUGGACCUCUCACACAAAAUGUUACCUUUAAAAAAUUUGAAUAGUAAACAUCGAUUAUUCAAUAAAAGACCAUUUGUCCACCCAUAAACGCACAAAGCGGUAUAUUUGUCGAUUAGGGCUUUGCAUUCGUUCUAGUUAAAUUUGUUUAGUUUGCUUUUCCCAUUCUUAUUAUCCUCAAGCAAAUUCUAACUCAUAUUAUUCAUAAUCAAACCAUUAUUUUAUUAAGUUUUUAUUUGUUAUGUUGAACUAUUUCUCUGGCGUUUAACUAUGAGUUUAAUUAUUUGUAAGCAUACAAUGUGCAUAAACGCUUAUUAGAAAGAAACGUGAAUGAAAAUACAAUGAAGGGGAAACACUGAAGCAUUGGAGGUGAGGAGUAACACUUAUAUGGAAAAGAAAGAAUUCAUAAUGUUUUACAUAUAACUCCCAAAAUAAAUGAUCUGAAUAAAUUAAAGCGCCCACCCUGAAAAGUUACAUAUAAAGAUUUAAUAAUAUAUAAAACGUAAUUAUCUAUCUUGCAAGUCUAAGAGAAAAUUUAAUGCAAAUUUUGCAAGCUGUGUUACAUAAAGAAACAAAUAAAAACAAAUGCCAUCAUUGGGUGUAUGUUUAAUUAAAGGAUGAGAAAUGGAUUAAGGGAAAGCGGACAAAACGAAGUUUGUGUUUAGUACACAUCCCCUUUACAUAAUCUAUGCUUAUAUAUGCUUUUAUAUAUAUAUAUAUAUAUAUAUAUAUAUAUAUAUAUAUAUAUAUAUAUAUAUAUUUAAACUGUAACAUUGUAUAACUUCUAUUGUACUUGAUGCAUACGCAUACGAAAGAGAACAGAAUGCUGGUAAUAAAAAUUGAUUAACAUUUAAACCGAGAAGCGAAAUCGAUCUUACAUUAAAACUAGAUACAAAUCUUUGCAGUACUGAAAAACUGAUUACAGACAUGUGGUAUAUAUACAUAUAACUUUAAAAUCAUAUAUAUAUAUAUAUAAAUAAUAUAAUUAUACUUAACUGAAAGCAUUGGCAUCUCGCGAGAUGCUGGCCAAGCUAAAAUGUAAAACGCUAGAAUUAAAUUAUCAAAUAAAAGUAAUAACUAUGUAGUUACAUUAACAAACACAUUUGCUCUACGAUAACGACAAAAAAAUAAGACAACUAAGAAGCAAACAAAUAAAAAAGAUUAUAUGAAAAGGAAAUAUAUGCUUUCUUUAGUUUGUCCUGGCGUGUUAUU
Drosophila melanogaster (fruit fly) is the source of this 10831-nucleotide messenger RNA. RefSeq names its product circadian trip (gene ctrip). Gene Ontology annotation, biological process: ubiquitin-dependent protein catabolic process; regulation of signal transduction; protein ubiquitination. The record is from RefSeq and is marked reviewed. The transcript has 13 exons. Bases 499 to 9288 code for a protein of 2929 amino acids. NCBI's taxonomy places the organism in Eukaryota, Metazoa, Arthropoda, Insecta, Diptera, Drosophilidae. Gene Ontology annotation, molecular function: ubiquitin-protein transferase activity; ubiquitin protein ligase activity; zinc ion binding. Gene Ontology annotation, cellular component: nucleoplasm.